Arabidopsis lyrata subsp. lyrata is the source of this 1005-nucleotide messenger RNA. RefSeq lists its product as uncharacterized. Bases 202 to 1005 code for a protein of 267 amino acids. NCBI's taxonomy places the organism in Eukaryota, Viridiplantae, Streptophyta, Magnoliopsida, Brassicales, Brassicaceae. The record is from RefSeq and is a predicted model, not a curated record. The transcript has 2 exons.
UCCCAGGCCCACAGUUCGAGGCGCCGAUUGAAGAUUUCUCCAUGGCUUUUCUCACCGGCGAGGCUUCUCCGGCAGCAGCUUUCCUCUAGAUUGGCGAUCUCUGGUGUCUUCCGGUUCCGUUCCGGCUCUUCCGGCGUUGCUUCCGGUUUGUUUUUCCGGCGCUUUUUCGUUUUCUUACCGGCGUGGUCCGGCGUUUUUCCGAUGGUCUUUCGGUCUUGUAUGUGUCUUCCUCCUGUUUCCGGAGAGAUGGCUGGUUCCUCUUGGGUGGUAUCCCAGAAGCCUGCGCAUCUUCUUUCGUCGACCCUCCUCACCUCUCUCGGACUGAAGCUUCCUCCAGAACCGACAGUUAAUCCACCUCCACCACCGUACCCUCCAGUACCCCCAAAUCCACCGGAUUCUCCACCAAGGCGUAGAUGCUUAGAGGCUCUCGUCACCACUUCGCUGUCUCACUCGCUUCACCUCAUUCUCGACGCAGCUCUCGCCGGAUUCUCCUUGGAUAAGGAUCAGAUCUGUUCUCUCUUCAGCGAGCAUCCUUGGAUUCCAAUGUCUCCCCUCCCCUUCAACUUGACGUCAGAAGCAACCUUUACAGAUGAUAGAAGAGCAUCAAGACACCUUUGCCUGUCUUCCCAACGCAUCAUGGACGUCUAUGUCCAUUGGCUACGGGAUGGGGUGGUUCAUGGAGGCAUGGAGGACCCACUUAAGGCAUCGAUCCAAUUUGGAUCAUCUCUCCGACCCGUUGUCUCCUUUGCUCUGGUAGAGGAACUUGCUUUGAAGGUGGCGAUCAUCGCAGCCUUAGCGGUGGGUGUCUCAAGGAUGGCUUAUUAUUCGGAUUGGCAAGAAUUCCCCCUUCUUCUCAAUGUCGGUGGCCAUGCAUUUGCAGUUGACGAUUUCAUUGCUGAUAUCAAACGUAUGAAGACCAAGACUCUCCGUCUUCGUUUCCUUUUGUUGUUGCGUUUUGAAAACGCCUUUGCUUCAUGUAUUUUCUCCUCCUUCUAUGGAGUUUGA